Molecule: messenger RNA, 1005 nt
Organism: Lycium ferocissimum
Lineage: Eukaryota; Viridiplantae; Streptophyta; Magnoliopsida; Solanales; Solanaceae
Exons: 2
Coding region: 1-1005 (334 amino acids)
Source: RefSeq, a predicted model, not a curated record
AUGGGAUUGUUGGCUAAUAAUUGGUAUUCAGUGUUAGUUAAUGGUCAACCUCAUGGCUUCUUUCAUUCAACUAGGGGUGUCAAGCAGGGUGACCCUUUGUCACCUGCUUUGUUCAUUUUAUUAGCAGAGGUUCUGAAAAGAGCUUUGAAUUCUUUGUUUGAAAUCACUGAGUUUAAAGGUUAUAGGAUGCCAAAAUGGAGUGCCAAUGUUAACCACUUGGCAUAUGCAGAUGACACCAUAAUCUUUGCCUCAACAGACAAUGAUUCACUAAACUUGAUCAUGAAGGUGUUACAGGAUUAUGAGAAGGUGUCUGGUCAGCUGAUUAACAAAAGGAAAAGUUCCUUUUACAUGUUUUCUAAAGUUUCACAGAAUAUUGUACAAGGGGUGGCACCAACUACAGGAUUUUCAAGAGGUUCAUUUCCUUUUGUGUACUUAGGUUGCCCAAUUUCUCAUGCUAGGAAGAGGAAAACAGAUUAUUCUGGACUGAUUAAAAAAGUGAAGGAUAAACUGCAAGCUUGGAAAGGGAGGUUGCUAUCACCUAGAGGAAAGGCUGUGCUAAUAUCAAGUAGUAAUAAGGAAGAUGUCAAAUCUAGGCAUUGGGCUGCAUGGCUUAAUAUGUGUUUUCCUAAGGAGGAGGGUGGUUUGGGCUUCAGAUCCUUGUUUGAUGUGUCAAAGGCAUUAUGUGCUAAAUUAUGGUGGAAUUUUAGAACCUCAAACUCACUAUGGGCCAAUUACCUAUGGAACAAAUACUGCAAGAAGCAAUAUCCUCAGUAUGUCCAAUGGAAGGGAGGUACACAGGUUUGGAAGAUGAUGUUAGAAGCAAGAGAUAGUAUAGAACAGGAAAUAUGGUGGGAAACUAAGAGUGGAACUGCAAAUGUCUGGUUUGACAACUGGACAAGACUAGGAGCCUUGUACUAUACAUUGCCUGAUCAAGACAUAGAUGAAAGUGUGGAAGAUGUAUCUGUACUACUAGAUGGAAAUGAUUGGAAUGUCCAUAAGCUAUAA